GUGAACACGAUCAACUUUGGGGUGACUGUGUUCACACUCUUUUCCGUGCCGGCCAUCUCCAAGUUCAUAGAAGACCGGCUUAUCCUCUGGCGCGAGCGCAGUACAGGCCUAUACUCCACGUCUGCGUACUACAUGUCUAUAGUUACAGUGGAGACUCUGUUGCUGCUGGUGAUGACGGUUGUGUACUCGAGUCUGUGCUACUGGAUGGCUAAAAUUGGGAGCUAA
Molecule: messenger RNA, 225 nt
Organism: Sphaeroforma arctica JP610
Lineage: Eukaryota; Ichthyosporea; Ichthyophonida
Exons: 2
Cellular component (GO): membrane
Molecular function (GO): ABC-type transporter activity
Source: RefSeq, a predicted model, not a curated record